This is a messenger RNA of Pelobates fuscus (common spadefoot toad), 2756 nucleotides long. It is a transcript of the gene SRP54, whose product is annotated as signal recognition particle 54. The record is from RefSeq and is a predicted model, not a curated record. The transcript is spliced from 17 exons. NCBI's taxonomy places the organism in Eukaryota, Metazoa, Chordata, Amphibia, Anura, Pelobatidae. The coding region runs from base 241 to 1968 and encodes 575 amino acids. Gene Ontology annotation, cellular component: signal recognition particle, endoplasmic reticulum targeting; cytosol. Gene Ontology annotation, biological process: SRP-dependent cotranslational protein targeting to membrane, translocation; SRP-dependent cotranslational protein targeting to membrane. Gene Ontology annotation, molecular function: GTPase activity; endoplasmic reticulum signal sequence receptor activity; ATP hydrolysis activity.
GGUUGCCUGUAUGUGGUGACGUUUCACACAGAGCGGAAGUUGUGAGCUUGUUUUUUGGAUCUCACCGGUCCCUUCGUUACGCUGGGGGUGUAUUCGGUGUCUGAUUCCCUGGGACUCCUCCAAUAACAGGAAAGAAGAGCCAGCAGCGAGGCAGCUCCCUAGAGACCGUGGGAAGGCCAUAGGAUCCCCCAGCUGGGGGCUGAUUUCACAAGCGGUUGGGUAAAACUAUAGGCGUUCAAGAUGGUUUUGGCAGAUUUAGGAAGAAAAAUCACAUCAGCACUGCGCUCAUUGAGCAAUGCUACAAUCAUUAAUGAAGAGGUUCUCGGUGCUAUGCUGAAAGAAGUCUGUGCGGCUCUACUAGAAGCUGAUGUGAACAUAAAACUUGUAAAGCAGCUAAGAGAAAAUGUCAAGUCUGCUAUUGAUCUGGAAGAAAUGGCAUCUGGCUUGAAUAAGCGCAAGAUGAUCCAGCAUGCUGUCUUCAAAGAACUUGUCAAGCUAGUUGAUCCUGGGGUUAAAGCAUGGACUCCAACUAAAGGAAAACCAAAUGUCAUAAUGUUUGUGGGUUUACAAGGAAGUGGAAAAACAACCACAUGUUCAAAGUUGGCAUAUUACUAUCAGAGGAAAGGUUGGAAGACAUGUUUGAUAUGUGCGGACACAUUCAGAGCAGGAGCCUUUGAUCAGCUGAAACAGAAUGCAACUAAAGCUAGAAUCCCCUUCUACGGAAGUUACACAGAAAUGGAUCCUGUCAAUAUUGCAUAUGAAGGUGUGGAGAAAUUUAAAAAUGAGAAUUUUGAGAUUAUCAUUGUGGACACAAGUGGGCGACACAAACAAGAAGAUUCUCUGUUUGAAGAAAUGUUACAAGUUUCCAAUGCUGUGCAACCUGACAACAUUGUGUAUGUUAUGGAUGCCUCCAUUGGACAGGCCUGUGAGUCUCAAGCCAAAGCCUUCAAAGACAAAGUAGAUGUGGCUUCCGUUAUCGUAACCAAGCUAGACGGUCAUGCUAAAGGAGGUGGAGCACUCAGUGCUGUUGCUGCCACAAAGAGUCCAAUCAUUUUCAUUGGAACUGGAGAGCACAUAGAUGAUUUUGAACCUUUCAAAACACAGCCUUUCAUUAGCAAACUCCUUGGUAUGGGUGACAUUGAGGGUCUGAUAGACAAAGUAAAUGAAUUAAAGCUGGACGACAAUGAAGCCCUCAUAGAGAAACUGAAACAUGGUCAGUUCACACUGCGAGAUAUGUAUGAACAGUUUCAAAACAUCAUGAAAAUGGGUCCAUUUAGCCAGAUCUUGGGAAUGAUUCCUGGAUUUGGGCAGGAUUUUAUGAGCAAAGGGAACGAGCAGGAAUCCAUGGCUCGACUGAAGAAACUCAUGACCAUAAUGGACAGUAUGAAUGACCAAGAACUUGAUAACACGGAUGGAGCCAAACUUUUCAGCAAACAGCCUGGAAGAAUACAGCGAGUAGCCAGAGGAUCUGGGGUAUCUACACGAGACGUUCAGGAACUGCUGGCACAGUACACAAAGUUUGCUCAGAUGGUUAAAAAGAUGGGAGGAAUCAAGGGACUCUUCAAAGGAGGUGAUAUGUCGAAAAAUGUAAAUCCAUCACAAAUGGCCAAACUGAACCAGCAAAUGGCUAAAAUGAUGGACCCCAGAGUAUUGCAGCACAUGGUUUGUGACUUUUUAGGUGAGAAGAUAGCAUCAGUUCUGGGCGUUAGUACACCUAAAUACCAGUAUGCCAUUGAUGAAUAUUACCGGAUGCAAAAAGAGGUGGAAGAGGAGGAGGUAGAGAAUGAAAUGUCUGAAAAGGCCGAGCAGCAGUUCCAGGAGCAGCGAAUUCAUAAGCAAGACGACGGUGAUGCUCAGACGCAGCAGCCAGAGGCAUCCAGCUCGUUUGUAAACAUUAGUUUUGUGAUGGAAGGAGAGGACGCGGUUAGUACAUCAAAGAAACAGGAACUGGCAGCUGUCCCUACCUAGGAAACAUUGCCUUAAACGCUGAGAUUGAAUAAAAUACCGCUCCUGCCAAAUUUUGCAUGGUGCCUUCCUAAACGACAAGCGCACCUGAGGUACAGGUGCUGUUAAGAAUGAUAAAUCUGAAUAUAACAGAACCAACUGGGUUCUAGAACUCUUAAAGGGCGAUAUAUUUCGCAAUCCCCUUGUAUAGCACUUGUUAUUGUCACCUGCUUUGAGUUCUCAAAACAUGUCUCUUGGUUAUAGUGCCUUGAGCCUUCUGGUGCCAAACUUUCAUUCAGUGGUACACCAUUUUUAACUUUUAACACUAAACGAGGGUCCCUGGCCCCUGCUGGAGAUUGCACAUUUCCUUCUAGCCAUACGAGCAAUGAGGACUGUGAUAGGCUGGAAGCAGUCAGCUAAAACUCUCAGCCAAUCACCGUCGCCCAUUGCUGCUCAGACUUUCGGUGCCUGGAGCCUGUCGUUUAGUAAUAAACCAUUCAAAAUGUUUUAGCACUGAAUACAAGGUCUGUGCCAGGGGGCUCAAUAAACUAUAACCACUUUGAGAUGAAGCAAGUCUAGUGCCUAGACAGCCCCGUUAAUUUGGUUAAAACAGGUUGUUUGUUUUUCUUUGUGUAUGUGUAAACCAUUUUAAUAUACCAACAGACUGUUGAUAAAUGGAACAGUAAGAAUUUAUCUUAAUUAAGCAAGAAAUAUUCAAACUUUUAGCAGUUCCAGAAAUGACACAGAUGUUUUUUUUUUUCUUUUCUGUAUAUACCAUAUAUGACACUAUUAAAUUAUUACAUUCUAAAGAA